AUGAGGCUUGUAGCAGCAACCUGUUCAGAGCAUUAUUCUACUGGCACUGUGCUGUUUGAACCAUCUGAGGCUGGGUUACCUGCUGGGUUGCUGGCCUCCCCUGCACUGGUUCAAGUGACUCGGGGUACAGCCUAUAUACCUGUGGUGAAUGUGGGUGUUACUGAGGUUGUAUUCUACCCAAGGACAUCUUUAGGCACCUUGAACGGUGUUUUUGUCAUAAGUUUGCCUGAAGGCAUAAGUGAAGUGAGGUCAGCCACUGCUAUGGUAAGUGUUCAUACGACUCUGGUGAGUCCUACAGUACAGGAGCAGAUUGACUCUGUAGAUUUGUCGAUUUUGUCAGUGGAGGAACAAGCUCAGGUUCGGGCCCUACUCCAAAUUGUGUUCUCAGCUCAUGAGGGGGAUUUGGGUUGCACUAACCUUCUUUCGCAUGAUAUUCCACUUUUAGAUGAUACCCCUGUCAGGCAACGGUACAGGAGGGUCCCCCCUUCAGAGUACGAGGUGGUGAAGGCACAUAUUAACCAGCUACUGGAAUCACAGGUGAUUAGAGAGAGCUGUAGUCCAUACGCCUCCCCUAUUGUAUUGGUUAAAAAGAAGGACGGUAGUCUAUGGAUGUGUGUAGACUACCGUCAGUUAAAUUCUAAAACUAGGAAGGAUGCCUUCCCUUUACCUCGUAUUGAGGAAUCCCUUGAUGCCCUGACUGGGGCCCGCUGGUUCUCCACAAUGGACUUGGCCAGCGGGUAUAACCAGGUCCCUGUCACAGAGGCGGAUCGACUUAAAAGUGCUUUCUGUACUCCAUUUGGCUUGUUUGAGUGGAACCGGAUGCCGUUUGGUCUCUGCAAUGCUCCCAGCACCUUCCAGCGAUUGAUGGAACGGUUGUUUGGUGACCAGCAAUGCCAAUCUUUGUUGUUGUAUUUGGACGACAUUGUGGUGUUCUCUUCCUCUGUGUUCCAACAUUUAGAACGGCUGGAAGUGGUGCUGGAUCGAUUGGCGAUUGAGGGACUUAAAGCUAAGCUCCAGAAGUGUGCAUUUUUUCAGCGAGAGGUGAAGUAUUUAGGACAUGUUGUAUCAUCUCAAGGUGUCGCUACGGAUCCAAGCAAGGUGGAGGUAGUGGCCCAGUGGCAGACCCCAACUAGCGUUUCAGAAUUGCGCUCCUUUCUGGGCUUCGCCAGCUAUUAUCGGCGUUUUGUGGAGGGGUUUGCUAAAAUGGCAGCCCCUCUGCAUAAACUGGUUGCUGAGCUGGCCAGAGGCAAGUCUAAGAAAAGUAGGGGACCGAGUUUUAGUGGGUCCUGGACGGCACACUGUCAGAGUAGUUUUGAGGCACUAAAAGGUAAACUCACCUCUGCCCCUGUUCUUGCUUACGAUGACUUCUCCGUUCCCUUCAUUUUAGAGGUUGAUGCUAGCUAUAGUGGCUUAGGUGCCGUCCUUUCCCAAGAACAAGGGGGAAAGGUGCGGCCUAUUGCCUACGCUAGUCGUAGUCUUCGGCCCACUGAGCGCAAUAUGUUUUUGGCGCUCAAGUGGGCCAUGAUGGAGAAGUUUCGUGAGUAUUUGCUGGGGCACAGAUGUGUAGUUUUUACUGAUAAUAACCCCCUUAGUCAUCUUGCUUCAGCAAAGUUGGGGGCGACUGAACAACGUUGGGCUGCACAACUUGCUGCUUUUGAUUUUGAGUUAAAGUAUAGGUCAGGGAAAAGUAACCGAAAUGCAGAUGCUCUGUCGAGGCGGCAUCCACCUGAUUGCAGUGGGCUGGAGGGUUGGCUUCCAGGCACUGCAGUCCCCCAUGUUGUACAGCAAACAGGUGUAGAUGUGAUUCCUCAAGCUACUCAAGCAAUUAUUUCUGUUUUGCCUAGUCAUUCUACUACCGACUUGGUUUCUCUGCAGUGGGCAGACCCAGUUAUUAAGGGGGUUCUGAGUUUCUGGAAACAGAAAGUUUUUCCUAGUGUAGAAGAACGUAGACAGUUGUCUAAGUCCAGUCUGGUGUUGCUCCGGCAGUGGGAUCGUUUGGUGGAAAGAGCCGGUGUGUUAUACCGACGGGUGUUUCACCCUGAUGGGGGUGAGGAGCUUUAUCAGUUGAUUUUGCCCACCAUUUUGAAAGCGGAUGUUCUGACACAGCUCCAUCAAGAGCAUGGACAUCAGGGCAUCGAACGAACCACUGAGUUGUUAAGGCAACGAUGCUAUUGGCCGGGUAUGUCUGCAGAGGUGGCCCGUUGGUGCCAGGAAUGUGAAAGGUGUCAGUCUGCCAAGGAUGUGCAGCCCAUUGGCCAUAGCUUCAUGGGCCAUCUGCUAGCUUCGAGGCCAAAUGAGAUUUUGGCCAUUGAUUUCACUAUGCUUGAACCUUCUCGUUCAGGCAUUGAAAAUAUUUUAGUAAUGACUGACGUUUUUACUAAAUAUACCCUGGCUGUCCCUAUAAGGGACCAACGUGCUGCAACUGUGGCUCAGGUUUUGGUGGUGGAGUGGUUUUUUAAGUUUGGGGUUCCUCAUCGGAUUCAUUCAGACCAGGGCCGCAACUUUGAAUCCUCCCUUAUUCAGCAGCUCUGUCACCUUUAUAAAGUGGAGAAGUCUCGCACUACUCCCUACCAUCCAGCCGGUAAUGGCCAGUGCGAGCGCUUCAAUAGGACUCUGCAUAAUCUUCUCCGCACACUGCCUGUUUCAAGGAAGAGAGACUGGGCGUCCUGUCUUCCGCAGGUACUCUUUUGUUAUAACACCACCCCUCAUCAAGCGACUGGGGAGUCCCCGUAUUAUUUGAUGUUUGGGCAUGAACCGCGGCUCCCAGUUGACUUUUUGCUGGGGAGAGUUCAAGAGGAGGCGGCAGGUAGCGUCCAUGACUGGAUUGUGGAACAUCAGACUAGGCUCCAGGUGGCAUUUGAAGGUGUACGUGACCGUUUGAGGGCUGUUGCUGAACGACGUAAGGCACAUCAUGAUCGGAAUGUGCAGUGUACACCAUUAGAGGAGGGCCAGUUGGUUUACCUACGGGAGUGUGGCAUGCGAGGUCACCACAAAAUCCAGAAUUUGUGGGAUUCGGUGGUAUACCAAAUUGUGAAAGCACCAAAAGAUGGUGGUGCUGUAUACACAAUCGCGCCGAUGGACGAGCUGAGCAAGGUAAAGCAUGUUCACCGUUCCCUGUUGAAAGCCAGGAUUCAAAAAUGUCCUCCAGAUCAGAAUCCUAAUGAUAGCCCUUUGAGUGGAAGAGCUUUGCCCUCUGAAGAUGAGCUGGAUGAGGGUGACUUGUUGGCUUUAGUGCCCGAAGUCCCUCAAGCUUGCCUCUCCAUGCAACCUAGGUCGGAAUUAAGAGAUUCUGUUUUAAUGGUUGAAUCUGCACCACAGAGUGGGUUAGCACCCUCUGGGUCUGUGACAGGGGUGCCAGAGGCCUCAGGACACUUGUGCUCUGGAGAUGGGGGCUUGCCUCCUGUAUCCGUGGCUGUAUCUACAGACCUCCCUGUUCCUGAUUUGGCCGUACUGCGAAGGACAACAAGAACUACUGCUGGACAACACCCUAACAUUUAUCGUCUCCCACGAUCCGUGGGUGAAGCGACCAGUGAGGCCAUGUCCUCAUCUGAGGCUGCUUCAACUCAUGAGGGGGAUUUGGGUUGCACUAACCUUCUUUCGCAUGAUAUUCCACUUUUAGAUGAUACCCCUGUCAGGCAACGGUACAGGAGGGUCCCCCCUUCAGAGUACGAGGUGGUGAAGGCACAUAUUAACCAGCUACUGGAAUCACAGGUGAUUAGAGAGAGCUGUAGUCCAUACGCCUCCCCUAUUGUAUUGGUUAAAAAGAAGGACGGUAGUCUAUGGAUGUGUGUAGACUACCGUCAGUUAAAUUCUAAAACUAGGAAGGAUGCCUUCCCUUUACCUCGUAUUGAGGAAUCCCUUGAUGCCCUGACUGGGGCCCGCUGGUUCUCCACAAUGGACUUGGCCAGCGGGUAUAACCAGGUCCCUGUCACAGAGGCGGAUCGACUUAAAAGUGCUUUCUGUACUCCAUUUGGCUUGUUUGAGUGGAACCGGAUGCCGUUUGGUCUCUGCAAUGCUCCCAGCACCUUCCAGCGAUUGAUGGAACGGUUGUUUGGUGACCAGCAAUGCCAAUCUUUGUUGUUGUAUUUGGACGACAUUGUGGUGUUCUCUUCCUCUGUGUUCCAACAUUUAGAACGGCUGGAAGUGGUGCUGGAUCGAUUGGCGAUUGAGGGACUUAAAGCUAAGCUCCAGAAGUGUGCAUUUUUUCAGCGAGAGGUGAAGUAUUUAGGACAUGUUGUAUCAUCUCAAGGUGUCGCUACGGAUCCAAGCAAGGUGGAGGUAGUGGCCCAGUGGCAGACCCCAACUAGCGUUUCAGAAUUGCGCUCCUUUCUGGGCUUCGCCAGCUAUUAUCGGCGUUUUGUGGAGGGGUUUGCUAAAAUGGCAGCCCCUCUGCAUAAACUGGUUGCUGAGCUGGCCAGAGGCAAGUCUAAGAAAAGUAGGGGACCGAGUUUUAGUGGGUCCUGGACGGCACACUGUCAGAGUAGUUUUGAGGCACUAAAAGGUAAACUCACCUCUGCCCCUGUUCUUGCUUACGAUGACUUCUCCGUUCCCUUCAUUUUAGAGGUUGAUGCUAGCUAUAGUGGCUUAGGUGCCGUCCUUUCCCAAGAACAAGGGGGAAAGGUGCGGCCUAUUGCCUACGCUAGUCGUAGUCUUCGGCCCACUGAGCGCAAUAUGUUUUUGGCGCUCAAGUGGGCCAUGAUGGAGAAGUUUCGUGAGUAUUUGCUGGGGCACAGAUGUGUAGUUUUUACUGAUAAUAACCCCCUUAGUCAUCUUGCUUCAGCAAAGUUGGGGGCGACUGAACAACACCAGGGCCGCAACUUUGAAUCCUCCCUUAUUCAGCAGCUCUGUCACCUUUAUAAAGUGGAGAAGUCUCGCACUACUCCCUACCAUCCAGCCGGUAAUGGCCAGUGCGAGCGCUUCAAUAGGACUCUGCAUAAUCUUCUCCGCACACUGCCUGUUUCAAGGAAGAGAGACUGGGCGUCCUGUCUUCCGCAGGUACUCUUUUGUUAUAACACCACCCCUCAUCAAGCGACUGGGGAGUCCCCGUAUUAUUUGAUGUUUGGGCAUGAACCGCGGCUCCCAGUUGACUUUUUGCUGGGGAGAGUUCAAGAGGAGGCGGCAGGUAGCGUCCAUGACUGGAUUGUGGAACAUCAGACUAGGCUCCAGGUGGCAUUUGAAGGUGUACGUGACCGUUUGAGGGCUGUUGCUGAACGACGUAAGGCACAUCAUGAUCGGAAUGUGCAGUGUACACCAUUAGAGGAGGGCCAGUUGGUUUACCUACGGGAGUGUGGCAUGCGAGGUCACCACAAAAUCCAGAAUUUGUGGGAUUCGGUGGUAUACCAAAUUGUGAAAGCACCAAAAGAUGGUGGUGCUGUAUACACAAUCGCGCCGAUGGACGAGCUGAGCAAGGUAAAGCAUGUUCACCGUUCCCUGUUGAAAGCCAGGAUUCAAAAAUGUCCUCCAGAUCAGAAUCCUAAUGAUAGCCCUUUGAGUGGAAGAGCUUUGCCCUCUGAAGAUGAGCUGGAUGAGGGUGACUUAGUGGGUUAG
Messenger RNA from Carassius auratus (goldfish), 5547 nucleotides. RefSeq lists its product as uncharacterized. NCBI's taxonomy places the organism in Eukaryota, Metazoa, Chordata, Actinopteri, Cypriniformes, Cyprinidae. Gene Ontology annotation, biological process: DNA integration. The record is from RefSeq and is a predicted model, not a curated record. Gene Ontology annotation, molecular function: nucleic acid binding.